This is a messenger RNA of Penicillium soppii, 1716 nucleotides long. Its product is annotated as epsin. Lineage: Eukaryota; Fungi; Ascomycota; Eurotiomycetes; Eurotiales; Aspergillaceae. Gene Ontology annotation, biological process: actin filament organization; endocytosis. Gene Ontology annotation, cellular component: endosome; clathrin vesicle coat; plasma membrane. The transcript has 4 exons. The record is from RefSeq and is a predicted model, not a curated record. Gene Ontology annotation, molecular function: clathrin binding; phospholipid binding. Bases 1 to 1716 code for a protein of 571 amino acids.
AUGUCAAAAGUCGUGCGAAGUGUGAAGAACGUCACAAAGGGAUAUUCCUCAGUGCAGGUCAAAGUUCGAAAUGCCACAAGUAAUGACCCUUGGGGCCCUACGGGCACCGAUAUGUCCGAGAUUGCCGCCAUGACUUUCGGGAGCCCGAACGAGUUCUACGAGAUCAUGGAUAUGCUCGACAAGCGACUGAACGAUAAGGGCAAGAACUGGCGCCAUGUGCUCAAGUCACUGAAGGUUCUGGACUACUGCCUUCACGAGGGCUCAGAGUUGGUGGUAACAUGGGCUCGGAAAAACGUUUAUAUCAUCAAGACUCUGCGCGAGUUUACAUAUGUUGAUGAGGAAGGAAGAGAUGUUGGUCAAAACGUCCGAGUGGCAGCCAAAGAAUUGACUGCAUUGGUACUGGACGAAGACCGUCUGCGCAGCGAACGAUCCGAUCGAAAACUUUGGAAGACCCGUGUAAGCGGACUCGAUGAGGGCUAUGGAAACUCCGGCGCCGAACCGUCACGCAGAGAGCCACGCCGACGCAAUGGAGACGAUGACUCCGACACCGAGUACCGCUUGGCCAUUGAAGCCAGCAAGGCUGAGGCCGAGGAUGAGCGACGGCGACGGGCCAAGGAGACAAUGGGAGUCGACAACGACGAGGAUCUUGCCAAGGCGAUCAAGCUUAGCAGGGAGGAGGAAGACCUCCGAAAGCGCGAAUUGGAGGAGAGCAACGCGCAAUCUCUCUUCGAUGAGACCCCGGCAGCACAAGUCCAACCAACCGGUUAUAACCAGGGUUACCAGCAACAAGGUGCCGUGGAUUGGUUCGGUAACCCGAUCAAUGCGCAGCAACCCAUGACUACUGGCUUCCUGAAUAACCAGUACGCGCAGCCAACAGGAUUCCAGAACCAACCCACCGGCAUGAACAACCCUUACGCCGCCGGCUUCCAGAAUCAACCAACGGGCUAUGAGCAGAACCCCUACAGCCAGCCCCAAAACAACUUCUUGCAACCUCAGGCCACCAUUCAACCCCAGAAUACCUCAUUCAACCCUAACAACCCUUACGGAGGUGGUGAUAUUUUCUCGCAACAGCAGCAACAGCCCCAGGAGAACUACCAGUCCGCAGGAAGCAACAAUCCUUGGUCUGGAAACCAGCCACAGCAGCAGCAUCUGCAGCCUGCUGAUGCUCUUAAACCCAUGCCAACAGGAUCAAACAAUCCCUUCGCACAGCGUACCCAGACACAGUUCAACCACACAGCACAGACAGGCCCACCGACCCUCAACUCUCUGGCGGAGGACCGCACCACGAAUCAAUUCGCCCAGAACAACGUAAGCCAGUACGGCCAGAACAAGCCGUUCGCCCAACCCGCUCAGCACAACCCGAUCGCCGGCUUCCAGGCCCCACAGCCACCGAAGAGCACUCCGCCUCAACCCCAGGACCCCCAUCACGCUCGUCUGAAUGCGCUUCUCGGGUCAGGCGAAGGCCAAGACACAUUCGGCAACGUUGGAGAUCUCCGAAUUCCUGCACAGCACACGGCACCCGGUACUUUCGUCAACUCUGCCGGUCAGGGUCUGGACCGACUACACGCCGCUCCAACCGGAAACCCAUAUUUCCAACAGCAAUUUACGGGUAUGCCCCAACAGACAGGCUAUGUGCAGCAACAACAGCCCACCAAUAGCAACCCUUGGGGAGGCCAACAGCAACAGCGGGGCGGUGGUAGCUUGAUCGAUCUGUAA